Molecule: messenger RNA, 8711 nt
Organism: Poeciliopsis prolifica (blackstripe livebearer)
Lineage: Eukaryota; Metazoa; Chordata; Actinopteri; Cyprinodontiformes; Poeciliidae
Product: tenascin-X
Exons: 20
Coding region: 314-6943 (2209 amino acids)
Molecular function (GO): protein binding
Source: RefSeq, a predicted model, not a curated record
CUCCAUCCCCCUCCUCCUGCUGGUCAGUCAGAGAGAGAAAGAGGAAACAGUAGAGAGGCUUCUGGACCACAGGGAGAGGAAGUCCUCACAUCUCUCAGCAGUGGAAAGUUCUUGGAGAGAAGAAGACGAUAGACGUCAUCACCUAUCGAGAGCCCGGCUGAGGCAAAGUGACAGCAGCCGAGAGUUCCCUGUCCUGCAGACAAUAAUAAUCUGAAAGAUCCUGAAAAAAUAAGGUCCAGAUCAAUUAAAGAGCUUGGUUUUCCUGAACUGUCCAACAGCUUUCCUUUCCCUUUUACUCCCACUAACCAUUGGAAUGGAUUCCAGUCUGUUACCAGUAAUGCUUCCCCUCCUUCCCUCACUCAUCCUGAUUCUUCUGGCUGGGCCAGCCAUCCUGACCCCAUCAACCUCCAAGGAACUACAGGUCAGGGGUGAAAGGACACCAAGGGAUACUGACCAGGAUGCCAUCAAGGUGGUGAUCUCUGAGGGAUGUUCCUCUCAGGGGGAUUCAUCUGAUGUGAGCCAAGGAGGUAAAGAAAUUGAUCUGGCACCUGGCUCUCCCCUGGUGCUAACCCAUAAGAUCAAACUGGUUUCAUCAGGGUCAGGUUCUGGGUCUUGUGGAUGCGAUGCAGACUUUGCUUCCUUGCGGGAGCGAUUAGAAAGUCUGGAGCGGGAAGUGUCUGACCUUCGGGGGAAGUGUGGAGAAACAGGAGAAAGCUGCUGCACCUCAGAGAGCAAAGGUGCUGGCUGCUCCAUAAAACCAGAAAAGGAGGACUGUCCCAAUGAGUGCAGUGAUCAGGGUCGCUGUGUGGAUGGCAAGUGCUCCUGCUUUCCAGGCUACAGCGGGCCGGACUGCAGCGAGUCCGGCUGUCCCGGGAACUGUAAAGACCACGGGAGGUGCAUGAAUGGAGAGUGUGUGUGUGACCCUGGUUUCUCUGGUCCCGACUGCUCCCAGAAAGCCUGUCCAAAUAACUGCAGCAAUCGUGGGAAGUGUGUGAACGGCAAGUGUGUAUGCAACUCUGGUUCCACAGGUCCGAGUUGUUCUGAAGAAUCUUGUCCUAAAAACUGCAACCGAAGAGGACGCUGUGUUGAUGGCCAGUGCGUGUGUAACACUGGAUUCACUGGUCCAGAUUGUUCCAAAAGGGGCUGUCCUGGAAACUGCAACAACAGAGGGCGCUGUGUCAAUGGUAAAUGUGUUUGUGACACUGGCUCCACAGGUCCUGACUGCUCUGAGGACACUUGUCCUGGAAACUGCAACAAUAGGGGGCGCUGUGUUGAUGGUAAAUGUGUUUGUGACACUGGCUCCACUGGUCCUGACUGCUCUGCGGACACUUGCCCUGGAAACUGCAACAAUAGGGGGCGCUGUGUUGAUGGUGAAUGUGUUUGUGAUGAUGGUUUCACUGGCAAGGACUGCCAGGAAAGAACAUGCCCUAAUGACUGUAACGACCGUGGGAGAUGUGUAGAUGGAAAAUGUGUCUGUGACAAUGGGUUCACCGGUACUGACUGCACUGAGAUCGCCUGUCCGGGAAACUGCAACAACAGGGGGCGCUGCAUUAAUGGACAAUGUGUUUGUGACAAUGGUUUCACAGGUGCAGACUGUUCUGAAAGAACCUGCCCCGAUAACUGCAGCAAUCGUGGAACAUGUGUUGAUGGCCAAUGUGUCUGUGAGAGUGGCUUCUCUGGUGAUGAUUGUUCUGAGUAUGCUUGUCCUGAGAACUGCAACAACAGGGGGCGCUGCAUCGAUGGACAAUGUGUUUGCAAUGAGGGAUUCACUGGUGAAGACUGCUCUGAAAAAGGUUGCCCCAACAACUGCAAUAACCUUGGAAGAUGCGUGAAUGGGAAAUGUGUUUGUAAUGUCCCGUUCACUGGACCGGACUGUUCUAUUAGAGGUUGUCCCAAUGACUGCAGCAACAAAGGGCGAUGCAUCAAAGGACAGUGUGUUUGCCGGCGAGGAUUUAUUGGACGGGACUGCAGCCAGUGCAAAGAGGGCAUGACUGGGCCAAACUGCAACAUUGCCAUGGCAGGUGUAUCUCAGCUGGGGGUUCGGGACGUCACAGAUUCUUCUGCCACUUUGAUUUGGACUCAACCCGCUGUUCAGUAUGAGACUUAUUAUAUCACGUUUACAAGCCAGAAAGAAAAGGAUCAGCAGAUCACUGUACAGGUGGAUGGAGGCCUGAACACCUUCACUCAAACGGGCCUGGCAGCUGGACAGGAGUACAUAGCCGUCAUUGUUGGAGAGAUUAAUGGCAGAAGGGGAGUUGAGAGCACAGCUGAAUUUGUGACCCUUAUCUCUGGUCCAACGAACCUCCAAGUCGUAAAGACCACCUCUACUUCAGCAGUAGUCCAAUGGGAGGAGUCGCAGGCAGACAUUGACAGGUACCGUUUGACCAUCACACCCAAAGACGGAGCAGGGAGGUCUCAGGAAAUGACCAUAGAAGCUGGCCAAAACUCUGCCCAUAUUCAGCAGCUGGAGGCAGGGCGUUUGUACGACAUCUUAUUGGUGGCGGAGAAGGGAGUGGUCCGUAGCCAGCCAGCAACUACCCAGGUAGUUCCCGGCACCACUUUCCCAAGGGCUACCAUUGAGGACUUGACCAUGCAGGUUACUCAAGCACCAGGACAAGACCUUGGCAGCAAAAGCAGAGACUCCUCAUCUUUUGUGAGUGCCAGAACUAGACCUCUGGUGAGCAAAGUGGUAGCAAGAAAUGACACCAGACCCAAAACCAGAAGACCUAUGGUGACAAGGCCUGGGCUGCUCCGUCCCAAUGCAACCAGAGUUUUGCCUGGAGGAAGACGUUUUUUACCUGAUUCUAAACUCAAAAACCCAGUGGUGUUGAAAAAAGGUGAAUCAAAAGAAAUUGAUGAAACUAAAGCAGAUGUUCAGAUCAUCCGGGAGUCUGUGGCAGACCAGAGUGAAGAGACAUUACGUUCUGAGAGGAGUGGUACCCAAACUCCAGCUGUAAUUCCUGGGAAUGACUUUGAACCUUCAUCGCCCCCGUCUGAACCAAAUAGGGAAAGUAGCUCAAAGGAACUGCUCUACAUUGGCUCAAAAGAACAACCAGAUGCUGACCUGGCUAUGGCUGAAAAUGAUACUAAUUCAUUGUCUUCCAAGCCAACUGGGAACAUCCGAAGCCAGGAGAAGAAAUGUCUGAAUAAAAUUAAGGUAACUCACUUCAGAUUGCCUUUAAAGAACAGAGGCAAUGGUUGUGAAGAGGAUGGGACAGUUUUGAGAGAAAAUAUUUUAAGUUCUAGUAAAGAGGAAAUGCCUUCUAAUCAAGAGAAAGGCCUUAAUUUGCCACAAGACCCCUUACACAAACUAAUAACUGAAACUUUUGAUGACCUUAAUAUCACAACAAUUUCAGUUCACCUGGCAAGACCUCUAAACCUUUCAGCUGAUGCAGAAAUGGUAAGGAAACAGAUUUUAAAGGGGUUUCCUUCACUCUUAACAACUUCAUCAUUAACUGCAAAAUCAUCCUACUUAUCACCUACCAAGACAUCAUCACCUGAUGCAAAACCACUUUCCUCACCAACAGAUUUAACGUCAUCAUCACACCAGUCAUUACUGUCACCUUCCUCAAAAAAAUCAUCUGUGUCACUCCCCUCACCAUCACCCCUCUCAACCACUAUGGAUGCUUUAGGUUUAAAUGGAAGCAAUAAAUUGGAUUCUACUUCCGACUCAACAUCUACUGAGGAUAGUGAACUAACAAGUUCAGAAGAAAGUGAAAGUUUCCCUUUCCACCACGGCGAUCCAAAACAAGGGUCUGUACGACGACUUUACCCCAACUUUGACUUGCUUCGAAACAAAAGCCAUCAAAACAUGAAAGUUCCCAUCCAUUCUCCUCAUUUGAGGCACACAUUAAUAAAAGAAACAAACAAUAUAUCAUCUUCACCAUCUUUGUCUGCUUCAAGAAAAACUCCCUCAUUGGAAAGAAAUCGUCCUGUGAAAGACGGAAACAGAGAGCGAGAUGAAAUAUCCAGAAAUGUAACCUCUGGGGUGGGAGAAAGCCAAAAAAGGAUGCUGACAGAACGUAGACAUUUCCCUGUCCGUCGCCUCCCUCUGAAGGGUGUAUUCCCACGUCGGAUGCUUUCAAAUCUUCAGAACAGAACCCGAUCAAUGCCAAAGAUUUCGACUCAACUCUCCCAAUCUAUAAAUCCUGACGCAGAUACCUUGAAACAACAGAUGUUUCCCACUGAAUUGUUAAAAAAUUCCACAUCUCAUUCUAGAGAAUCUGUACCAUCUGAUCCUUUGCCUAUAACUGAAGGAAAAGAAGGAGUUGGGAUAAGUUUCCCCAAAACCAGCAUCUCAAAAGAGUUCCCUCACACCCCAAGGGAAAGGGUUGCACCUUCCUCCCUUCAACCAAAUUUUCGUUACCCACACCAACGUGGCGAAUCUGUGCAAAAUAAAACAUUCAUGAACUUUGGACGUCGCCAAAAUCCUAUCCGAGGCCCAAUACGCAGACCUUUCUUCGGGAAAAAGCAAAAUGGAGGCGCUCUUAUUUCUGGAGUCAAAACUAAUGAACAGGGAAAAGACAGUACCAGUGAGAAUCCUGAAUCACAAUCAGAAAACCUAAAUACACAGAGGCUUACCCAUGGCCUCCAAAGUAAUCAACCACGUGAACAAGUAAAUGGCAUAUUUAGACAAAAUGUCCUUAUGCAUGAACAGAAAACUAGUGCUGAAAAACAAACAGAGGAGUCACAUAAUGGAGAUGAUGUCCUGAUCAAACUGGAAGCACCUAUAGAUCCUGACAUCAAAGAGAGACAUGAUACUGACAGGGACACUGGUUCCACAAAUCAAAGUAGUAUAUAUGUCAAACCUGAUUUUAAGCCCUCAAGAGUAGUUACACCCCCAAAGAGACAACCCACAUCCAAAACUGUCACAGGUGAGCAUCAUGGUUCCCAAGGUAUUGAUGGAAUACAAAAGAAAGAGUUUCAAAAAACAAAUCCCAAUGUAAACACUGUUUUUGACACUGAAACUGAAGGGACAAAAGGUCUCGCUUCUGAGGUUUCUUCUUCUGGGUACGAAAGAGAACCCCUGAACUUUGUGGAUGUGACAAACCAGACUUCUGAUGGCUUCACAGUCAUGUGGGAUUCGCCUGAAGGGAAGUACAAAAACUUUGUUAUAAGUAGAACAGAGGUUGAUAACGAUGAAAGCCAAAAACAGAAGGAAAAUAAACAAGAAGAAGAUAAAGAUCGAGACACCAAAGAAUUCUCAUCAGAAAAUGGAGGUGACGAGGACAAUAACAAAAUACCUAAAGAUCUUCAAGUCCCAAUAACCCAAAAAGGUGCAAUGGACAGACCAAUAGAGAGGGAGAAAACCUUCAGUCAAGUGCUGCCUGGUUCUGCUAGCUCCCACCAGUUUGAACAUCUACCUCCUCAGACGGAGUACACCAUAACCUUGCUUGGAAAAGGCCCCGGCAUUCUGUCCAGACUGCACAAGCUUGUCAUCAGUACAGGACCAGAGCCUCCAUCCAACAUAAUGUUCAGCAAGGUGACUGAAAACUCAGUGACAGUGUCAUGGACAAAACCAAAAAGUUCUGUUGAUGGUUUCAAAGUCACCUACACCCACGCAGAUGAGGGAGAGCCUGUGUCAGUGACGGUUGGCUCCCAGGACUCCACCCUCAAUCUAGCUCAACUGUCUCCAGGAUCCUCUUAUGAAGUCACCGUCAUCUCCACCCUCGGACUGGAUGAGAGCGAUCCAAUUAAAGAUACUGUCAUGACACUGCCUGACCCACCCACUGACCUACAAGCUGUCAAUGUGACUGACUCCACAGCAUUAUUGUUGUGGCGUCCAGUUCUUGGCUCUGUUGAUAAGUACACCAUUGUGUAUGGCUCAGGUACAGGAUCGGAAGUGACUGUUACAAUUUCAGGAAAUGCAGCUGAGCAGCAGCUGAGCAGUCUUGAAGGAUCCACCACCUACACCGUCACUGUAAGAAGUCAGCUGGGAAACCUGGAGAGUUCACCAGCUACAACCAGCUUUACCACCAAUAGCGGCUCUGCAGGCUCAGGGCGAGAUCAAAAUGAACCUCAAGAUCUAAAGGCCAAAAAUGUGACCCCUCGGAGUGCUGUUGUGUCAUGGAUACCUUUGUCAAAGCCUGUGGAUAAAUACAUACUGGUUUAUAGGAUCGAAGGCGAAAGCCCACAGGAAGUUAUUGUAAGUUCAGACCUAACACAGUACAAGCUGACCAGACUGCAUCCAGGGUCUCUGUACAUUGUGGAACUACGCUCUAUAAGGGGAGGACAACUGGCAGCCAGCAGCAACACUGAAUUCACUACUGGCACACUGAAGUUCCCAUUCCCAACUGACUGCUCUCAGGAACUGUUGAACGGUGUUGUCUCUUCAAAUGUGGUGGAGAUCUUCCCUGAGGGGAAAUCUGGCAAGUCGAUGCACGUUUCCUGUGACAUGGAGACGGACGGUGGCGGUUGGACGGUCUUCCAGAGGAGGAAGGACGGCUCGGUGGAGUUCUACAAUGGUUGGAAGGAUUACGUUUCUGGCUUUGGAAACCUGAGUGGAGAGUUCUGGCUUGGCCUUGAAAAAAUUCACAACUUGACUAAGAUGACGAAGAUGAAUCUACGGGUCGACCUACGAGAUGGAAGUGAGCAGGUGUUCGCCAAGUACUCGACAUUUCAGGUGUCCAACAGGAACUACAAACUGAGUGUGAGUGGAUACAGCGGCACUGCAGGUGACUCCCUUAGUUACCACAACAACUGCGUUUUCUCCACCAAAGACCGGGAUCCGGCACCGUGGAUCACCCGCUGUGCCAUUUCUUAUCAAGGCGGCUGGUGGUACAAAAACUGCCAUCAAGCAAAUCUGAAUGGUCGUUAUGGAAUUGACUACAAACAUCAGGGUGUCAUCUGGAAGUCAUGGAAAGGAGAACACCAUUCCAUCCAGUUUACGGAAAUGAAGAUGAGACCAGCAUCCUUCAGACCUCCAGCCAGCAGAACAAAGUGAGAAACAGGAUGGUGAACUGAUAAAGAAAUGGUGUCAUCAUAUGUACACACAUAUUUUACCAAAUGCCUUGCUCUCUUUUGGAAAUAGAGAUGUUUUUCAUGUGUACAAAGCAAGUUAUCAGUGUGUAACUGUAUAUUGUGAAGUUUUUAUCUUUUUCAGAAACAGUUGAUUAAAAUGAUUAGCUGGUAUCUUAUUAAGCAGCCAUUUGUGACCUCAAAAUGCUAAAAGUUUUAGAAAUGCAAAACCCAAAUUUUGUGUUUUUUAUUGGUACGAUCUAAAGCUAACCCAGGUAAAAUAUUUCCAAACCCUUAAAAAUACAAAUGUCUUGGCUGUGAAGUUUUUAAACUUUUCAUCUUAAUCAAAAAAGAAAAAACAAAAAGAAACAGAACAUCAAAUGAAUUUCACUACAUAAAAGGAUGUAAAAAAUAUUUUAAUUGAUGAUAGAAACUGAUAUUAGAAAAGGUGCUUAUAUGCUUAAAAAUAUAAAGAUGCUUCUCAUUAAAUCCUUAUAGUCACACAAAAAAACCAGAUGAAUCUGACUUUCUGAAGUUUAAGUACUUCAUCAUCUAUACAAACAAUGCAGUAUGCAGUAUCUCUCAGCAAUUUUUAAAAUAGAAUGCUCUCUUCAUUGUCAAAAUAAAGAAAUUUCUUGAGCGGCAUUAAAAACUUUUUCACAAUUCAAUUUAAAAAAGAAAAACACUCCCAAGUUAAGUGGAUUCUACUUCAAUAUCACAAGAUUGUUAUUGGUCAAAAUGUUUUUGAAAAGGGUUUCUCAUGCAUAACUUGGCAGAUCCUUUACGAUUUUGAGCUUUUUGUACUUUUCCCAGUGUAUAUAAUAGAGCUAAUUGAGUAUUAUAAGCUUUAUUUAAAAAAAAGUAAUUAUGUCAUGGACUGGAAGUGUAUCAAAGAGGCUGCACAGAAAUUCUGAUAAAUUUGUAAAACUGAUGCAGCAAAAAGUGAGUAAAACAAAUGGAAAGGUCACAGGGAACUCCAACAAAAAAAAUCCACUUAGACCAAACUGAAUAGUUUGCAUGCUGCUGCAGGAUUGAAGACCUUAAAGUAAAAUAGGAAUGUAACACAUUACUAAUAAACUAAGCUGGAAUCAGGAGCAUUACUGAACUCAUUAGGAUGAUUGAUGUAGAACUAUGAAGUGGAAAGCUGGUAAUGAGAGGAAGUAUUGUGUGGUAUUUCAAAUGGUUGCAGUUCUGUGUUGACAGUUCUGUUCAUAUACUGUUCUGUUUCCAGCAUUUCAAGCUAGUUUAUGUUCUUUGGCUCCCUCUCUUUCUUCUGUAAAUAAACUUACUGGUUGCUCAGAGUUCAGUAUGACUGUGCAUGCUGGGAUUUUUUUUUUUUUUUUUUGCUUUGAACAUUUAGAAUGUGCUUCUUAUGGUAUUGAAAAUACAAAUGUAUGCAUCUUUUAUUGUUGAAUGCCAAUCUCAAAUUCUUUUUUCCUUUUAUAAAUUGGAUAACAAGCCAGAAACAAGAUCUGAUUGUACCUCUUUGAUUCCCUCUGUGACUCUGAUCAUCCCUGCUUUAAAGCUCAGCAGUGCCCCCUACUGUUCAGUUUUCCACCUCAGCUUGGCUUUUCGGUGUUUACAGAUAAGAGAAAACACCUGCUGUGGUACAGCUGCCAUGACAGGUGCAUCACUGUCCUCACUGUGUUUGUCUUUUCUGUUUUACUUUGUCUUUUUGUAAACAGUGUUUUAUGUUUUGUCUACCUGUGGUGCCUUGUAAGAAAAUACAACAAUAAAAUGAUUUGAGUUUAAAA